This is a messenger RNA of Drepanopeziza brunnea f. sp. 'multigermtubi' MB_m1, 792 nucleotides long. RefSeq lists its product as uncharacterized. The record is from RefSeq and is a predicted model, not a curated record. NCBI's taxonomy places the organism in Eukaryota, Fungi, Ascomycota, Leotiomycetes, Helotiales, Drepanopezizaceae.
AUGCGUCCACCGACUACCACCGUCCUACUUUCCUUCCUUUCUAUUAUAUUCUCGGCGACUGCUCAAACUCCUGAUGGCGAUAUCGUACCCUUCUCGACUCUGCCAGCCUGUGCCGCACUAUGCGGUCCUCUCUACGAUGUACAAGGAGGAUGUGCUCCUCCAGCAAAGGCAACUGUGGACAAUAAUUGUUUCUGCGCCGACUCGCGCCUCACGCCAUUCACUUCAACUGAUGGGACAUCUGGCGUGUCACAAGUCUGUGGUCCAGCGAGCUGUUCUGCAGCAGCGGAUCUGACGGCUAUCAGAUCGUGGUACAGCACUUUUUGCAGUAGUACUUCAGCUGAAGCUCCAGCUGCGGACCCAGCGGCGGGUACUGCUCCAACUUCUACUGCGUUGAAUGGAGCGGUGGCUAGCUCUACGGGGUCGAGCACGCCGAGACCUGUGGGGAGUGCUAAUAGUAAUCGUAGUUGGAUCUCUGGUCACUACCAGUGGGUGAUCAUGAUCUGCAUCAUGUUCGUGACUAUUGUCGGGGGCUGGAUCGGCGCCUGCAUGCUCCGGCGCAGAUACCUCCGCAAGAAGGAGCGUGAGCUCGAGAUGAAUCCUCCUGUUGCUUGGGGCCCGCACCAAUUGCAAGGAGCCACUGGAGGCUAUAAUAACGGAGACGGGGUGCUCAACGGCAACCCACCAAACAGCGUUGGUGGUCAUUCCAAGGAGUUCACAGAAGCAACCGUCACGCCACCUGCCUCGAAUAGGGGAAGCAAAGGCUUUCUAUCGAACAAUCGGUUCGCGUUGUGA